Molecule: messenger RNA, 4800 nt
Organism: Chrysochloris asiatica (Cape golden mole)
Lineage: Eukaryota; Metazoa; Chordata; Mammalia; Afrosoricida; Chrysochloridae
Gene: SCRIB
Product: scribbled planar cell polarity protein
Exons: 37
Coding region: 1-4800 (1599 amino acids)
Biological process (GO): neurotransmitter receptor transport, endosome to postsynaptic membrane; neurotransmitter receptor transport postsynaptic membrane to endosome
Cellular component (GO): adherens junction; postsynaptic density; postsynaptic membrane
Molecular function (GO): protein binding
Source: RefSeq, a predicted model, not a curated record
AUGCUCAAGUGCAUCCCGCUGUGGCGCUGCAACCGGCACGUGGAGUCGGUGGACCGGCGGCACUGCUCGCUGCAGGCCGUUCCCGAGGAGAUCUACCGCUACAGCCGCAGCCUGGAGGAGUUGCUGCUGGACGCCAACCAGCUGCGCGAGCUGCCCAAGCCCUUUUUCCGUCUGUUGAACCUGCGAAAGCUGGGCCUCAGCGACAACGAAAUCCAGCGCCUUCCCCCCGAAGUGGCCAACUUCAUGCAAUUGGUGGAGCUGGACGUGUCUCGGAACGAUAUCACGGAGAUCCCCGAGAGCAUCAAGUUCUGCAAGGCCUUGGAGAUCGCUGACUUCAGUGGGAACCCCCUGUCGAGGCUCCCUGAUGGCUUUACUCAGCUGCGCAGCUUGGCCCACCUGGCCCUGAACGACGUGUCCCUGCAGUCGCUGCCAGGGGAUGUGGGCAACCUGGCCAACCUGGUGACCCUGGAGCUGCGUGAGAACCUGCUGAAAUUCCUGCCUGCCUCUCUGUCCUUCCUGGUCAAGUUGGAACAGCUGGAUCUUGGAGGCAAUGACCUGGAAGUGCUGCCCGACACUCUGGGGGCUCUGCCCAACCUGCGUGAGCUGUGGCUGGACCGGAACCAGCUGUCCGCACUGCCCCCGGAGCUGGGGAACCUGAGGCGCCUUGUCUGUCUGGACGUGUCAGAGAACCGACUCGAGACUCUGCCCGCAGAGCUCGGUGGGCUGGCGCUGCUCACGGACCUGCUGCUCUCCCAGAACCUGCUGCAGCGGCUGCCUGAUGGCAUCGGCCAGCUGAAACAGCUGUCCAUCCUGAAGGUAGACCAGAACCGCCUUUGUGAGGUGACCGAGGCCAUUGGGGAUUGUGAGAACUUGUCUGAGCUGGUGUUGACCGAGAACCUCUUAACGGCUCUGCCCCGGUCCCUGGGGAAGUUGAGCAAGCUGACCAACCUCAACGUGGACCGCAACCACCUGGAGGAGCUGCCGCCCGAGAUUGGGAGCUGCUCGGCGCUCAGUGUGCUCUCCCUCAGGGACAACCGUCUGGCUGUCCUGCCCCCAGAGCUGGCGCACACUGCCGAGCUGCACGUGCUCGACGUGGCUGGGAACCGGCUGCAGAGUCUGCCGUUCGCGCUCACCCACCUCAACCUCAAAGCGCUGUGGCUGGCGGAGAACCAGGCCCAGCCUAUGUUGCGCUUCCAGACGGAGGACGAUGUCCGCACCGGCGAGAAGGUGCUCACCUGCUACCUGUUACCACAGCAGCCCUCACCCAGCCUCGAGGACACUGAGCAGCACAGCCCCUCUGAGACCUGGAGCAACGCCCCCUUGAGCCGCGUUAGUGUCAUCCACUUCCUGGAGGAGCCCACGGGGGAAGAAGAUGCUGAGGAGGCUGCCUCUGAAUCACGGGGCCUGCAGCGCCGCGCCACACCGCACCCCAGCGAGCUCAAAGUGAUGAAGAGGGGCAUCGAGGAGCGGCGCAACGAGGCCACCCCCUGCAGACCUGGCCCCCAGCCACCCUCACCCGACGAGGAGGAGAAGAGGCUGAGCACCGAUUCUGCCUUGAGCGAGGCCUCACGUCCGUCUGCAAGUAGCGGCUCCGAGGGGGAGUGUGAGGGCCUUCCGGCUGAGGAGGAAACCCUAGACCAGCAGGAAACUCUGCCAAGCAGCCCAGAGGAGGACUAUGAGGAGCCCACAGUGCACUUCGCAGAGGACACGCUGCUGCCGAGAGAGGACAGCGAGGACGAGGAAGGGCAGGCCGAGUCUGCCUGGCCUGCAGCAGGUGGACGGCAGCGGCUGAUCCGCAAGGACACGCCACAUUACAAGAAGCAUUUUAAGAUCUCGAAGCUGCCGCAGCCGGAGGCAGUCGUGGCCCUGCUGCAGGGGGCACGGCCAGAUGGUGAGGGCCAGGCAGGGCCCAGCAGCUGGCACAACGGUCCCCACUCGCCCUGGGCUCUUGGGCCUGAGGAGGAGGAGGACGGGACAGUGGAGGAGGAGCUGGAGGAGGAGGAGGUCGUGGCUUCUGCACCCUCUGUCAAGGGGGUGUCGUUUGACCAGGCCAAUAACCUGCUGAUAGAGCCCGCCCGCAUUGAGGAAGAGGAGCUAACUCUCACCAUUGUACGGCAGACAGGGGGUCUGGGCAUCAGCAUCGCUGGGGGCAAGGGCUCCACCCCCUACAAGGGAGAUGAUGAGGGUAUAUUCAUCUCCCGAGUAUCCGAGGAUGGACCUGCUGCCCGAGCUGGAGUCCGAGUCGGGGACAAGCUCCUGGAGGUGAACGGCGUGGCCCUGCAGAGCGCUGAACACCACGAGGCUGUGGAGGCUCUGCGGGGGGCGGGAGCCACCGUGCAGAUGCGGGUAUGGCGGGAGCGCAUGGUAGAGCCAGAGAAUGCGGUCACGGUCACACCACUUCGGCCCGAGGACGACUACAGCCCCCGGGACAGGCGCCCAGGUGGCCUCCGCCUGUCCCUACCCCCGCCGGACCCUGGGCCCCUACGCCAGCGCCAUGCUGCUUGCCUGGUGCGCAGUGACAAGGGCCUGGGCUUCAGCAUUGCCGGUGGGAAAGGCUCCACCCCCUACCGGACUGGUGACAUGGGCAUCUUCAUCUCCCGCAUCGCCGAGGGAGGUGCUGCCCACCGGGCGGGUACUUUGCAGGUUGGCGACCGUGUGCUCUCGAUUAAUGGCGUGGACAUGACGGAGGCCCGGCACGACCACGCCGUGUCCUUGCUCACUGCCGCCUCACCUACCAUCGCCCUGCUGCUGGAGCGGGAGACCGGGCUGCCCCUGCCCCCCAGUCCCCCCCCACACUCCCCCCCGCCUCCUGCUGCCGCCACCCCAACCACUGCCUGCCCUGGAGAGCCUGGCCCACCACAGCUGGCCCCUAGCCUGCUUGCCAUCGCCCUGGAGGGGCCCUAUCCAGUGGAGGAAAUCCGGCUGCCCAGAGCAGGGGGCCCACUGGGGCUCAGCAUUGUCGGGGGCUCGGACCACUCGAGCCACCCGUUUGGCGUUCAGGAGCCGGGAGUGUUCAUCUCUAAGGUGCUGCCUCGGGGCCUAGCUGCACGCAGUGGCCUGCGGGUUGGGGACCGCAUCCUGGCGGUGAACGGACAGGACGUGCGGGCAGCCACACACCAGGAGGCGGUCAGUGCCCUCCUCCGGCCCUGUCUGGAACUAAACCUGCUAGUCCGCAGGGACCCACCUCCUCCGGGCAUGAAGGAGCUCUGCAUCCAGAAAGCCCCCGGGGAGAAGUUGGGCAUCAGCAUCCGUGGGGGUGCCAAAGGCCAUGCGGGGAACCCCUGUGAUCCCACCGACGAGGGAGUGUUCAUCUCCAAGGUGAGCCCUGCGGGAGCGGCAGGCCGAGACGGCCGGCUGCGGGUGGGCCUUCGACUGCUGGAGGUGAACCAGCAGAGCCUGCUGGGCCUAACGCACACCGAGGCGGUACAGCUGCUGCGUGGCGUGGGUGACACCCUCACUGUGCUCGUCUGUGACGGCUUCGACACCAGCUCCACCGCCCUGGAGGUGUCCCCAGGUGUCAUCGCUAACCCCUUUGCGGCUGGCGUCGGCCGCCGGAGCAGCCUGGACAGCAUCUCUUCUGUGGACCGGGAGUUGAGCCCCGAGGGCCAGGUCAGAGACAAGGAGCUGGCAGGACAGACACCACCACGGGGGCCGGAGACCACAGAAGCCACUGCUCAGAGCUCAGAGCUGCUGAGGCUGGACUGCCGAGCCCUGGCUGCAGUGUCCAGUGGAGGCAGCGUGCUGAGGAUGUCCUCAGGGGCCAUUGGAGGUGGGACCACCGAGGCCCCCUGCUCUCCCAGCCAGCAGCUGCCUUCCCCGCCCUCCCCGGAUGAGCUGCCCGCCAACGUUAAGCAGGCCUACCGGACUUUCGCCGCUGUCCCUACUCAACACCCACCCGACGACACCACGGCCCAGCCCAGCACAUCGGCGCCCACGGCCUCCCCGGAGCAGCUGUCUUUCCGUGAGCGGCAGAAAUACUUCGAAUUGGAUGUGCGAGUGCCCCAGGUCGAGGGCCCGCCCAAGCGUGUGUCUCUGGUGGGCGCCGAUGACCUGCGCAAGAUGCAGGAGGAGGAAGCGCGCAAGCUGCAACAGAAGAGGGCUCAGAUGAUGCGGGAAGAGGCGUCAGUGGUCCCCGGACCUCCGGACUUGGGGCUUGUCCUGGAAGGGGAGGCCCCCGACGCACAGGACGAUGAGGAGCCACCCUGGGCCGGCCCGGGCACUGCAGGAGGGCUCAGCCCUUCAUCCCCUCCGCCUCUGGGAGCCAAUGCCCCGGUGCGAACAGCCAAGGCAGAGCGACGUCAUCAGGAGCGACUACGCGUGCAGAGCCCCGAGCUGCCGGUGCCGGUGCCCGAGCGGGCCCUGUCCCCUGCGGAACGCCGGGCCUUGGAGGCGGAGAAGCGCGCACUGUGGAGGGCGGCCAGGAUGAAGUCGCUGGAGCAGGAUGCUUUGCGCGCACAGAUGGUCCUCAGCAAGUCGCAGGAAGGCCGGGGCAAGCGUGGGCCCCUGGAGCGGUUGGCAGAAUCCCCCUCGCCCGCACCCACGCCCUCGCCCACCCCCCUGGAAGAACUCAGCCUUCAGAGCAGCACCUCCCCAGGACGGCUGUCCCCGGAUUUUGCUGAGGAGCUGAGGGCCUUGGAAACAUCUCCCAGCCCCAGUCCCCAGGAGGAGGACGGAGAAGUGGCCUUGGUGCUUCUGGGCAGGCCCUCACCUGGGGCUUCAGGUCCAGAGGAGGUGACCCUAUGCAGCAGCCGUCGCCCCAUGCGGCCGGGGCGCCGAGGCCUGGGCCCCGUGCCUUCCUAG